Cryptotermes secundus is the source of this 2436-nucleotide messenger RNA. RefSeq names its product dynein regulatory complex subunit 6. Bases 36 to 1529 code for a protein of 497 amino acids. The transcript is spliced from 2 exons. Gene Ontology annotation, cellular component: SCF ubiquitin ligase complex. NCBI's taxonomy places the organism in Eukaryota, Metazoa, Arthropoda, Insecta, Blattodea, Kalotermitidae. Gene Ontology annotation, biological process: SCF-dependent proteasomal ubiquitin-dependent protein catabolic process. Gene Ontology annotation, molecular function: protein binding. The record is from RefSeq and is a predicted model, not a curated record.
AGACAGUGCUGAGUAAUUCUGAGUGAAUUUAAUCAAUGGGAAAUUCUGUUCGGGCAUUAUUACGUGUUUCAGCAGUCGCAAAAGAAAAGUCUGAUGAUUGUGGAUCUGUUCUCUCUCCAGCAAUGGCUUCUGGGAAAUGUUUUACAGAUUUACCAGAUGUGCUGUUGUUAGAGAUUUUGUCAUACUUGAAUAUUGAAGACCUUGCAAUGUCUGUACAACAUGUUAAUUCACACUGGCAGAAUGUGUCACAAGAUAGUUCACUAUGGAAAAACCAAACCUUCAGUCCUGGGUGCAAGAUGACCGACGAAGAAAUUGCAAGACAUCUCAGGAAUAUGCCAGCAUUACAAGCCUUCUGUCCAAGUGGAAGAAUCAACACAGAAGUCAUUGUUGAUACACUGUGCAGAUACUGUAUAGAUAUUCGACAUAUAGAAUUCAAGUAUUUCCAUGAACUGAGUAAUUCCAGAUUGCAUGAAAUUCUUAUAAAAUUUCCCAAUAUAGAAAAAAUGUGUAUCCCCUUCCCCAUAGAAGAUCAGUUACAUUUUGCGGAUCUAGUUGGACAACUUCAGAAAUUGAGAAUAAUAAUUUUUCACGCACAUAAUGUCCCAGUUGCAGAUGGGGUACUUAGAGCAAUUGCUGACGGAUGUCCAUCUCUGCAAUGCUUAGAUCUAGGAUUUGGGAUAUUCCAAAAUCAAGAUGUUGAAUACUUUUUGGAAAAAAAGGGACAACAGCUUUUGUCGUUCUGUUAUAGAGGCUACAUGUCAAAUGUAGCCCACAGAUUCUUGACAGAAUGUGCAAAUCUGGAAUAUCUCGUUUAUGAACACUGUAAUGAAGAUCUGCCAAGUACAGACAUACAGUGUCUCUCAAAAUUGUCAGAAAUGCGCAAUUUGACACUAAUAGCUAUUAAAGAAGAUCAGACACGAAAUGUAUCCACCAUAUUUAAGAAUGAGUCAAUGUCUAAAUUAAUUACUUUAGACUUAUAUCUCUGUGAUGAUUUUGAUGGUUCAUCAUUAGCUGUGAUUUUGACAAACUGCCCUCAACUCCAAAGACUUACUGUUCGAGACUGUGCACUAACAGAUUAUGGUUUCCAGUAUAUUGGUAACUGUAAGAAUCUACAACUUCUUGAUACUGCUGGUUGUUCUUUAAUCACAGACAAAAGCAUGGAAUAUGUUGGUGCUGGAUGUCCAAACCUCAAUCAUCUUUAUGUUGCACAGUGCUACCAGCUGACAAACAAAGGCAUUGAAUAUGUUUGCUCAGGCUGUCAGAAACUGAAGUACCUCAGUAUUCAAGGUUGUCCUGAAACGACAGAUGAUGUCAUGGAACACAUAUUCAAAUGCAAACAACUUGAGGUUCUUGAACUUUCAUGUAAUUCUCAUCUAUCAGGAAUUCAUUUUCCCCUGAUUCCAUCAAAUCUCGUCCAUUUGAAUGAACUCCGUGUUCAUGAUUGCUUUUCAUUAGAUGAAAAAUGUAUGAGCAAACUUAAAGAAGAAAUGCCACACCUGUUAAUUGUAGGAAAUUAUACCAAAAAUUAGGAAACUGAUUUUAACCUAGCACAUGCAACAUAUUUCAUUUCUCAGUUACUGUGAAAAUGAAGUAAAAUUUGGUAUACAAAAAAUUAUCUAAUCCUCAAGAAAAAUAAUCUGUGAAAUAAUCUAUACUUUGUAUAAAUAAUCAUACAGUAUAUUAUUAUUUCUUCUUAUGUCUUCACACUGCUGAUAUUUUUUUUAUCUGUACACUGUGUGAUGUUUUACAUUGAAUGUGACUGUUUAUUAAUGAAACAAGAAAUUAGAGUUGUGCAAUAUAGGAGGCAAAGAGUGAAAUUAAAUUAUAUAUAUAAUAAUAUAAUAAUUAUUUUGUGAAUGUAUAAGAGGUGGACCUUCUUGGCCCUUGCAUCGCAACCACAGUGAUCUAUUGAUUCUAACUGGGAAAUUGUUGGAUAUGGUGUGCUUCAGGGAUCGGUGUUGGGACCCUUACUCUUUAAUAUAUACAUAAACGAUUUCCCACUUGAAAUAAAUAACAUUUUGGAAAUUAUUAUGUUUGCAGAUGACACAAGUAUUCUUUGCACAGCUAAAGACUACUAUAAUUUAAAAAUAAAAUUGGAUGUUGUUUUUAAUCACAUGUUUACGUGGUUUCAAAAUAAUCAACUAGUGUUAAAUCUGGAUAAAACAAAAGUGAUAAAAUUCACCCCAACAGCAGCUACAAGCUACCCUCUAUAUACAUUGUUUUUUAACAAAAAGCUGAAAGAAGUAAAAAACGAUAAAAUUUCUUGGUUUGCAGCUGGACAAUCAUCUGAUUUGUAAGGGACAUAUCGAUUUUUUGCUUCACAAAUUGAGCACAGUUUGUUUUCUAAUGCAAAAAUUAUCCUGUGUAUUAAAUAUAAAUAGUCUUAUAGCUGUAUAUUAUGCAUAUUAUCAUUCAUUGGUGAAAUACAUCAGUCAU